Messenger RNA from Gopherus evgoodei (Goodes thornscrub tortoise), 2096 nucleotides. RefSeq lists its product as uncharacterized. The record is from RefSeq and is a predicted model, not a curated record. The transcript has 8 exons. The coding region runs from base 96 to 1052 and encodes 318 amino acids. NCBI's taxonomy places the organism in Eukaryota, Metazoa, Chordata, Testudines, Testudinidae.
GAAAGCAGCGUGGCUUCCCCUGGAUGUAAACAGGGCGGCAGGGCCGUGCCGAGGGGGUCGCACCGCGGGGCUUCUCCGAGAGACCUGCUCAGGUCAUGAAGUUUCUGAAGCUCUUUGGGCGAUUAAAAUCAGUUGUCAUUGGGAUGGUGCACGUGAGGGCAUUGCCAGGGACACCACGGAGCAGUUUGCCAUUGACCCAGAUCACUGAUAAAGCCUGUCAUGAGGCUGAGAUUUAUAAGGAUGCUGGAGUUGAUGGCUUGAUAGUGGAAAAUAUGCACGACCUUCCUUACACGGUUUAUGUUGGGCCAGAAAUAACUGCAGCAAUGUCAGUCAUUAGUGCUGCAGUGAAACACACCUGCCCACGUCUCCCAUUGGGUAUCCAGAUUCUGUGUUCUGCAAAUCAACAGGCUGUAGCUGUUGCUCUUGCUGCAGGGCUUGAUUUUAUCCGAGUUGAAGGGUUUGUUUUUUCUCAUGUUGCUGAUGAAGGGAUGAUAAAUGCCUGUGCAGGUGAUCUGCUAAGAUACCGAAAACAAAUUGGAGCACAGCAUGUUCAAAUUUUUGCCGAUAUUAAAAAGAAACACAGUGCUCACGCUCUGACAGCAGAUGUCAGUAUAUCAGAGACUGCUAAGGCUGCUGAGCUCUUCCUCGCUGACGGGAUUGUAUUGACUGGAACAGCUACUGGAAUGCAGGCAGAUCCUAAAGAAUUGAAAGAAGUUGAACAUGCUGUGAAGAUUCCAGUGCUGAUUGGGUCUGGAGUGACGCUGGAGAAUGUAAGGAGCUACUUGGAUGCAAAUGCUUUAAUAAUUGGUUCAUAUUUCAAGAAAGAAGGUUACUGGGCAAAUAGUGUUGAUCCUGACCGAGUAAAGAAAUUUAUGGAUCAUAUAGGGGGCUUGGAUCCACUUUCUAAGCCUCAACUCCUGCACUGUUAUCUAGGCUGCCUACCUCACCAUCUUGCACUUCUAUCUCCCUCACUACAAGCUGGAGACCAUCUCGGGCUUCCCAGCCUUGCUCUGCCAAGCUCCAUGAAACGGUAUGGGGAACAUGCAGAGUAAUCCAGUCAGUUCCCCCUUGUGAGAAAACUGGAGAGCCAGAGGCAUAGGGAGGGUAGCAGAAAACAAAAUACUGAGCAUUUGGCUGCAGCAAAAUGCUAAAUUCCAGGGGGUUCCUGACUGAGGUGAAGAGGGAUGUUCACACCUCUCAGAGCUAUUGUUUCAGGCUGCUUGCAGAAGUAGGCAGGUGAGACAGCAUCUGUUUACACUUGGUUCACAUUUUCAGGAUUAUCUCUACAACUAUACGCAUUAGAUUUUUUUAAUGAAAUCUGAGAUGCUGAAGGACUUUCUGUGACAACAAGGCUAAUUCUGUGGCAAAUUUCCUGAUCAUAGAAUACCCGGAGACCUGUUUAGGAACAGAUUUAUCUGAACUAUAGGAAUCUUUAAAAAGAAACCAUUAAAGCAUUUGUUAUACUUAAAUUAAAAUGCAUUUUUAAUAAAUUCACAAUCUCUUUCCCCGUUCCAUCCCCAAGCCUCUGCAAUUAUAGCCACACAUUGCUCUUUGUUCGCUGUGCUAGAGUCAUCUGUGCUUUCUAGACUGGAAGUUCGUCAAAGAGGGAAUGGCUUCUAUCCUGUGUUUAAUCUGUUGUAAAGAAUGGUGUCCUGUAAUGGUGCAAUAUAAAUGAUGAAGAAUAAGAAAAAUAACUCCUCAGAAACUUGGAAAUUAUAAUAAUUAAAAAAGCAUCACAUCUCUAAGAAAAUUGACAGAAAAAAAAAUUCCCCAAACAACUCAAUGCACCUAACAAACACACCUAAACUUUAUUCAGUUUAAUGCAUUGAAUGCAACAUGUAUGGGUAGGUGGGGUGUGUGUGUGUGCAGUGCAAGCAACUCACGGCCUUCAGAGACAUUUCGGGCUAAUGAGGCCAGAGUGACUGAACUGGAGAAGCCAAGAGAGACAGGUACAUACAGGAAACUUGUAGGGUCGUAGCAGAGCUGUCCUACCACCUGUCUAACAACCCCUGUGCUGUUAAGGAGAAUGAAAGUCUCAUGGCAGCAGGGCCGGCUUUAAGCUGAUUCCCCCGACUCCCUGGAAUUGGGCCCUGUGC